AUGUUCUGUUCCAGAACACCUAUAAUCGUAAGCUCUGAUUUACGUUUCGAGACUAGACCAACAGUACCAAGUCUGAAAGACAGAGAGAGAGAGAAUUCCAGAGAAAGGUGGAGAGGGCGGGUCGCUUACAUCACCGGAGGAGCAAACGGGAUCGGGAAGGCUAUCGCGCAGAAAAUUCAUUGUCAGGGUGCCAAGGUGGUUCUGGCCGAUAUAUCCUGCAACGGGGCUAAAGUCGCCGAGGGCCUCGGCGAAAAAGCUUUGUUCACGUGUACCGACGUGAGGCUGGAGAAGGACGUGGUAGAGAGCAUGAAAUGCGUGAAAGAGAAAUUCGGCGGCGUGAACGUGCUGAUCAACUCGGCGGGCGUCGUUGGUUACGAGCCGAUCUACGACUUCAAGAAGAAGAAACCGCACUCGGUGGAUUUGUACAAAUGCCUGUACGACACGAACGUGUGGGGCCUGUUCAACGUGACUCGCCUGAUGGUCGGUCUGAUGGCCGAGAACAAGCCAGACGCGAACAGACAGAGAGGAGUCAUUAUAAAUCUCUCGAGCAUGAUAGCGUGCGAAUCGCCGCCGGGUUUGAUCGCCUACGGCAGCACCAAGUCCGCCGUUUCCGGCAUGACGAUCCCUCUGGCUAGAGGACUCGCGUGCAAGGGGAUACGCGUCAUCGGUAUUUGCCCUGGUUUCAUCGACAGCCCGAUGACAGCUCCGCAGAAACCGGAGGAAAGGAAGAAGUGGAUCAACAUGAAACUGACGCCGAAACGUUACGGCACCUGCGAGGAAGUGGCACACUUGGUCCAAGCGUGCAUCGAGAAUCCACUGAUAAACGGCGAGAAUAUACGUAUAGACAUGGGCUUCAGAUACAAUCAAGAGGGAGACGCGGCAGAACAACCAUAAC
Messenger RNA from Frieseomelitta varia, 895 nucleotides. Its product is annotated as 3-hydroxyacyl-CoA dehydrogenase type-2-like. The transcript has 5 exons. Gene Ontology annotation, molecular function: oxidoreductase activity. NCBI's taxonomy places the organism in Eukaryota, Metazoa, Arthropoda, Insecta, Hymenoptera, Apidae. The record is from RefSeq and is a predicted model, not a curated record. Bases 1 to 894 code for a protein of 297 amino acids.